UCUGCAUCUGCUUCAAUUCGCUUUGUCAAACGGGCAGUCAAGAUUGUAUCUACCUCUACGUCAUUUGUAACGUCGCUUUACCAAAUCUCAUCUCUUGCAUCUUCUUUGCUUGGCACUUCGAACUGCCCAAUAUGGCCUCCACCAACACCGUCACCGUCACCCUCCAGCAGGUGGCCAAAACCAUUGACCACUCGCUGCUUCAUCCCACCAUGACCGAUGCGGAGAUUCUCGAAGGCAUCAAGAUCGCGCGAGAGCACAAGGUCGCUACGGCCUGCGUCAAGCCAUACUCCAUUCCCUUGGCCAAGAAGGAGCUCGAGGGCUCAGGCGUUCUCGUGUGCCCGGUCAUUGGCUUCCCGGCGGGCAACUCGACCACUGAGGUCAAGGUUUUUGAGGCUACCGCUGCUGCAAAGGCAGGUGGCCAGGAGAUUGACAUGGUCGUCAAUGUUGGCAAGGUACUCGGCGGAGAGUGGGACUACGUUGCGGAGGAAAUCCGCCAGAUCAACGAGGCCGUUGUCGGCGAAGGCGCGAUUCUAAAAGUCAUCUUCGAGAAUGAUUACCUCCAAGACGAGCACAUCAUCAAGCUUUGCGAGAUUUGCUCCGAAAUCGGCGUCGCCUUCGUCAAGACCUCCACUGGAUACGGCUUCGUCAAGCAGGCCAACGGCCAGUAUUCGUACAAGGGAGCCACCAUCCCUCAGCUCAAGCUGAUGCGAAAACACUCCAAGCCCGAGGUUCAGAUCAAGGCUGCGGGCGGCAUCCGCACACUCGACGGCUUGUUGCACGUCAUCUCCAUUGGCGUUACUCGCAUUGGAGCCACUGCCACGGUGGCUAUUAUGAAAGAGGCUGUGGCAAGGGGAAUCACUGACCAGCCUACCACGGUGCAGUUUACCCCGAUAGACGAUAGCUCUGCGGGCGGAUAUUAGGUUGGGGCGAAACAGGACACUGGGUUGGGCAGGAAAUUAUGCAUCUGAAGUUGAGUUAAAUCGACAUGUUUUAAAUUCCAUUCGGUUCAUUUCUAAAGGCCGGGGACGCAUGUGUCCCUUGAACCCGUAUUGCGUGCAAAUGCUUCGCUGAGAUGCCUCCUCCUUGCGUUCAAUCAGAAGACAUGGAUCCCCACCACCGAGCGUUUAGUUUUAUUAUAAAAAGCCAAUGAUCUCAAUGGAUACGAUGAAUUCAAAUACGGUAUCGCGUCC
Ilyonectria robusta is the source of this 1190-nucleotide messenger RNA. RefSeq lists its product as uncharacterized. The record is from RefSeq and is a predicted model, not a curated record. The coding region runs from base 132 to 920 and encodes 262 amino acids. Gene Ontology annotation, cellular component: cytoplasm. The transcript has a single exon. Gene Ontology annotation, molecular function: deoxyribose-phosphate aldolase activity. Gene Ontology annotation, biological process: deoxyribonucleotide catabolic process; carbohydrate catabolic process. NCBI's taxonomy places the organism in Eukaryota, Fungi, Ascomycota, Sordariomycetes, Hypocreales, Nectriaceae.